AUGGAAUUAAAAGACAUUACGACUUCUGCCUCUAUUGUACCGUCAUCGAUAAAAACUUGGCUAGAACCAAAUAACAUAUGGAUUCUUUCUCAAGACCGAUUAAAAGUCCCUAACACAAAUCUAAUUCCAGCUAUCUGCUUUUAUAAUGGCACUUUUGUUCCAAUUCAUGCAGGUCAUAUUAGUGUUCUGGAAAAUGCAAAACAGUAUAUUAAUAAUCUCGGUACACAUGAAUUACUGGCUGCAUAUAUAUCUCCUUCCCAUUCUGAAUAUGUUGCAAAGAAAUUAAGUCCAGAUGAAUUAAUUGGAGCCGGACAUCGUCUAUCAAUGAUCUAUCUUGCAAUUGAAAAUCUCGAUUGGGUCAUGGUAGAUUUGUUUGAAAUGUUUCAGCCAUGCAAAACUUCAUUAGGUAUUGUUAUGGAAGCUUUUAUUUCACGUGUUCACUCACAACUUCCUAACGGAGCCCGAAUCGAUGUAUUUUGGUUAAGAGGAGAAGACGCGCUAUUUCAUACUAGGUCACCUGAUAAUUUAAUUCGAUUAGGAUUUCGUACGGUGUAUGUUCUAAAUCGACGAUGCAAUGAGAACAUGGUUAACAAAAAUAAUGAACUCAAAUCUAUUCAAGAUUAUCAUGAAAGACGUUGGCGAGAAAUACAAGCUUUAUCCUCUUUUCCAGAAAAGUAG
Molecule: messenger RNA, 678 nt
Organism: Rotaria sp. Silwood2
Lineage: Eukaryota; Metazoa; Rotifera; Eurotatoria; Philodinida; Philodinidae
Source: the annotation of a GenBank genome assembly